Messenger RNA from Gopherus evgoodei (Goodes thornscrub tortoise), 948 nucleotides. RefSeq names its product olfactory receptor 49-like. Gene Ontology annotation, biological process: G protein-coupled receptor signaling pathway. The record is from RefSeq and is a predicted model, not a curated record. The transcript has a single exon. Gene Ontology annotation, cellular component: membrane. Gene Ontology annotation, molecular function: olfactory receptor activity; G protein-coupled receptor activity. Lineage: Eukaryota; Metazoa; Chordata; Testudines; Testudinidae. The coding region runs from base 1 to 948 and encodes 315 amino acids.
AUGAAGAACCAGAGCACCAUGGUGGUGGAAUUCAUCAUCUUGGGCCUGUCCAACAGCCACCGUUUAAACAUCGCCCUGUUUGUGGUUCUAUUAGUUAUCUUCCUGUUGACCAUAAUGGGUAACAUCACUGUUGUCAGCCUCUCUCUGAUGGACCAUCGCCUCCAGUCGCCCAUGUAUUAUUUCCUGAGGAACUUCUCUUUUUUGGAAAUCUGUUUCACCUCUGUCAUCAUGCCCAGGUUCCUCUACAGCCUCCUCACAGAGAGAAAAUUUAUUUCCCUCCCUGGUUUUUUUCUUCAGUUGUUGUUGUUCUUUGUCCUGGGCACCUGUGUAUUUUUCCAUGUGGCUAUCAUGUCCUUUGACUGCUACAUGGCUAUCUGCCGUCCCUUGCGUUACGGCACCAUCAUGAAUGGCAGGGUCUGCUUCCAGUUAGUGCUGGGCUGCUGGGUGAUGAGUUUUCUCUUAAUAUUUCCUCCAACAUUUAUGGUUGUGCUGUUACCGUUCUGUGGCCCCAAUGUCAUAAACCACUUCUACUGUGACACGGCCCCGUUGCUCCAACUCUCCUGGGUAGACACGGGACACAUUGAGGUAAUGAUCUUGGUUUCAGCAACAGUUAUCUUACUUGGUACUUUAACAGUCACUAUUGUUUCCUAUGGCUGUAUCAUCUCCACUAUCAUGGGCAUCCCGUCCACCACAGGAAGGAAAAAAGCCUUUUCCACUUGCUCCGCUCACCUGAUGGUGGUUGUGAUAUUGUACAGUAGCACCAUCUUCAGGUACAUCCGACCAGGACAGCGGGGAGCGAGGGACUUUGACAAAGUUGUGUCUUUUCUGUACUGUGCGGUGGCUCAACUCUUUAACCCCUACAUCUAUGCUCUCCGCAACGAGCAAGUCAAACAGGCUCUGAAGGGCGUCUGUGGCAGAGCAUUUUCUAAAUCUGUGAGAUUCUCAUGA